Molecule: messenger RNA, 11047 nt
Organism: Neoarius graeffei (lesser salmon catfish)
Lineage: Eukaryota; Metazoa; Chordata; Actinopteri; Siluriformes; Ariidae
Gene: apobb.1
Product: apolipoprotein Bb, tandem duplicate 1
Exons: 29
Coding region: 1-11004 (3667 amino acids)
Biological process (GO): triglyceride mobilization; cholesterol transport; lipoprotein transport
Cellular component (GO): mature chylomicron; very-low-density lipoprotein particle; low-density lipoprotein particle
Molecular function (GO): low-density lipoprotein particle receptor binding; cholesterol transfer activity
Source: RefSeq, a predicted model, not a curated record
AUGGGGGAUACUAAACUCUUUGUUUUGCUGCUUUUCUGCAUCAUCAUCUUUACUGAUGCUCAAGAUGACGAAGCAGUCUGCCUUUUGGCUAAAAGAUACAAGAGCUUUCACAAGUACGAGUACCUCUAUGAAGCAGAGUCUCUGAACACACUGAACGGAGCUAUCAACGGACCCAAGUUCAGCUGCAAGGUUGAGAUUGAGGUCCCUGGUACAUGUCACUUCAUUGUGUACACCAAUGAAUGCACGCUGAGUGAGGUCAUCAAUGUUGAUGCAGAUGGGAACCCAGUCUUUGGACCCACCGCUGGUGCUGAGGCCUUCAAGGCUCAAAUGGAGAAGAACCCAUUAAAGGUCAUUGUAGAAGGUGAUAAUGAUAUUAAGCUCUUCCCUGAGGACGAUGAGCUAAUCAACAUCCUGAACAUCAAGAGAGGUAUCAUCUCUGCUAUGGCUGUGCCUGUGCUCCAAGAAGAAAAGAAUAAGGAAAUGCCUACCAUCUAUGGUCUGUGUAAUACUGAUUACACUGUGAACACCAGAGAAGAUAUCGCCACUGAUGUGACCCUCAACAGGGACUUGUCGAGAUGUGAUCAGUUCAGGCCAAUCAAGGACCACACCAGCCCCCUGGCUAUCAUUACAGGCAUGCACUACCCACUUGCUCAGUUUAUUAGAAGCAAGCAGACUUGCAACUAUAAAUUUGACAAUGAGCAGAAACACAUGACCUCUGGUGUUUGCACUGAGGACCAUCUCCUUGUGCCCUUUUCUUCUAAGGGGAAGUAUGGAGUUACCAGUGUUGGCAAACAGAUGCUGUAUCUGUUGGGAGUGACUGAGUACAACGAAAGAGUAUUUGAUCACAAAGAGGCCAACAUGAAGACCCUGCACCUCGAUGAGAGUGUUGAUAUGAGCCCAAGUCAAGAUGAAAAUGCUAUCCUUGCUGUUCUGAGGGAGCUGUCUGGCCUUUCGCACACUGCCAACGGACAAAAGAGAGCUCACUUGGCUUACAAACUUGUAUCCGUGAGCCGCAAGAUGAAUGCUGAGACGCUAUCUGCUGCUUUGCCCGAGGCUCUGGAAAUCUCUCGUUCUUUGACCUACCAGGCUCUGUUCCAGUGUGGCACACCAGAGUGCAGCAGUGCCUUGAUGAAAGUCCUCAGGACUGUCAAAAGUUCAACCACUGAAAUUGACACUGCGGUCUAUGCCAUGGGAAUGGUGCCCAACCCAUCUCGUGCACUUGUCAAAGAAAUGCUAGAGAUGGCCAAGUUUAAGUCAAGCAAACUCAUUUACUAUGCUACCAGUAAUGCUGUUAGGAGGCUCUAUAAGACAGAAGGAAGAAUCACCCCAGAAAUCCAGGCAGUGGCAGAUUAUGCCCGUAAAAAUAUUGGGGACUGCACAGGUGAUCAGGAGCACAUCUAUUUGACUCUAAGGGUCAUUGGAAACAUGGCUGAAGCUGUGGGUGCUGCCAGUCCUCCCCUGAAGUCAGCUGUGAUUCAGUGCAUUAACCAACCUGCUGCCUCUGCCAAGGUCCAGCAAGCUGCCAUCCAGGUCUUCAGACUGACCCCCAUCCCUGAUGAGGGCAGAACAGUGCUACUGCAGGUUCUUCUGGACAGAGAAGCUCCUGUUCAGAAACGUAUUGCUGCUUACCUCAUCCUCAUGAAGGAUCCUCAGCCUGCUGAACUUGCACAAUUGACCACAGCUCUACUGAGUGAAGAAAACCUGCAGGUCAAGAGCUUUGUAAUAUCUCAUCUCACCAACAUUCUGAGCUCUACUGCACAAGAGACCAAAGAACUGAGGCAGAAAAUUCUUGACACCAUUCAAGGCAAUGAGGUUGGAAAUCUCAUGGCUGCCACUAAGUACUCUCGUAACUACAAGAUUGGAUCUCUGGAGGGAAACAUGAUCUUUGACAAAGAAAACAAACUGCCAACAGAAGUCAUGCUUGAAAUGACCCUUAAUGCUUUUGGAUAUGACAUUGACAUGGUUGAGGUUGGCAUGGAAGGUAAAGGAUUUGAACCAACUGUUGAGGCUUUGUUUGGUGCAAAUGGUUUCUUUCCUGAUACUGUAAUGAAGACCAUUUACUAUGCUACUGAUAAGAUGCCUUCCCAAGUUAAUGAGAUCCUCAAGACCAUGAUCCCAGCCUUGAAUGACAGAAAAAAGAGACAGGGAUCAAAAAAUAUCAUCAAAGAAAUUAGCAAAAACGUUGACAAGCUAAUCAAGAACCUGAAGGCCCAAGAUGCCCCUGAAGCCAUGCUCUACCUGAGGUUGCUAGGUGCGGAGCUUGGCUAUCUUAAAACCAAAGAUUUGGAAGAAAUGGCCUACUCUGUGACAAAGGUGGCCGAAAACCUCCUGAGGAUGUUCCCCAGGGAUCUUGUCAGGAGUCUGUUCUCAAGUGCUGACAAUGAGCUUUUCCUUCACUACAUCUUCAUGGACAACGAGUUCUACCUGCCUACCGGUCCUGGUUUUCCACUGAGGGUUGCAUUGUCUGGGACCUUUUCACCUGGUGUUAAAGGAGGACUCAGAUUUACUCCAGAGAUGAGUGAGAUUGCGUUUAUGCCAUCUGCUAGUGUUGAGUUUGUGACUGAAAUUGGUGCUCACCUCCCAGACUACGUACACACUGGCCUGGAGAUGCACACCAACAUCUACCAUGAGAGUGGUAUGAGAGCUAAAGUUGCCAUGACCCACAAUCAGAUCAAGCUGACCAUCCCUGCUCCUGAAAGCCCAGUGAAGCUUCUUAGUGUGAGUAACUCCAUGGUGUCCGUCACUGGUGAAAAAAUUAAAACUAUUCCCGCUAUGAUGGAUCACGUUGAUGUGAAGGAAUGUAAACCUCUCUUCCCUGGUCUGAAGUACUGCAAUGCCCGUCAAUAUUCAGAUGCCAUGUUCAAUGACGCCUCCCCAUACUUUCCCCUUUCUGGUGACAGCAAAUUUGCCAUUGAGCUGCACCCCACAGCCGAUGUCUCUGAGUACUCAGCCUCUAUUAACUACGCAUAUGAAGGGAACACUGAUAAAAUCACAUUUGAUGUAAAAGCUGAAGGAACUACCUUUGAGGCCACAACCAAGGUCCUGUUCAAUAGAAAGAAGUAUACCAUUUCUGCUGAACUCCAAAUUCCUGACUAUGACAUCGAGGCUGGGAUUCGAAUUGGUGCUGCCGACCCAAAAACUAAGAGCAAAGGCACACAUUCCAUCCAGAUUGACCUCCUCAACAAGAACAUCCCUCAGGCGUCUCUGAUUGGCCAGGCAAAGAUUAAGGCAAUGAAAGAUGCUCUGCUGCAGGUUCAGUUGCUUGUCCCAUCUCUUGAGACCGAUGCAAAAGUGACUGCCAGUCUAAAGCGUGAGGAGGAACUCACACUGGAGCUUGAAAGUGACCUCAAGGUUUUUGAUGCAUCAUCAGUGCAGAAACUCAUCCUAAAAUAUGAUGAUGAGAAAGUUGCAGCUCAGAUUAAGUCAAAGGUCAGCUCUGAAACCCAGAACAUCAUUGCCAAACUUGACAACAUCAAGGAAGACAUCAGGGACCUCUUGGAUCAGCAUUUUGGAGAGACUAAAACAAAGAUCUGUGAUGUUUUAGCCUCAUCAAUUGAGGCCACAAAUUCCUAUAUUGCAGCUUCCAAUAUCCCAUAUGUGGAAAACCUAAGGGUUCCUUCCCUCCUUGAGUUUGAGGUGCCUGAGAAGCUGUUUUUAAAUAUUGAGACAGGUGCAACGUACUACUUUGGAAAGCAUUACUACACCAUCACCCUGCCAAUGCCUCUUGGUGGCAAAUCAUCCAAGGAUCUGAACGUUCCUCCUGCUCUCACCACACCAAAUCUGGCUGUGCCUCAGCUUGGCCUAAAGAUUGCCUCUGUUGAAGUUCCACUGCCUGAGAUCUUUGUUCCUCAGGAGCUGACUUUGUCUCUGCCCACCCUUGGAAAGGCAGAAGUGUCCGGUAAGCUAAGCAGCAACCUCUAUGAUCUGGAGGCAACUAUGUCUGCUGGCAGAGAUUCUGAUGAACAUCAAAGUUAUUCUGCUAGAGUUGUUGUAACUGGAUCUGGCCCUGUAGAUCUCCUCUCCCUUCGACUUGAAGGCUCAACCUUGAUUACUGGAACAAUGACUGAUACUGUAAAGGCAGAGAUGAACACUGCUGUCAACCAUGAGCUCAUUGAUGCCAGAAUUACCAUUACUGAGGAAAUACAACUGAUGGACAAAAUUCGAAUAAAAUCAAGCAGCAAGCUUGAAGCCACCAGUCCCUUUGGUGUGAAGUUUUCUCUGGAACAUACAGGCCAAGUGGGAGGAGAUACCGAAGAACUCUCUGGAGAUAACCACUUAAAAGGAUCCUUCGUGAUUGGUCUGAUUGACGGUGAUGUCGCCCUCACACAGUCACUUGCUCUGUUCCCAUUUAAGCCAGAGGCAAGAAUUGAUUCAACAUUAGAAGUUAGUUCAACUCCUUUCCAGGCUCAGAACAAAAUUGUAGCAAGCUUUGUUAAUGGAGAACUCUCAGUUGUAUCAAACUCAGCCGCAUUUGAUGAUAUGCUCAUACACAAUGCUGAAGUUAAGCUCAUGAGAUCGAAAUAUGCUCUUAUAUCAGACACGAAGGCAUUGGUUCUGGGGAUGAAUAUCCGUAACGUCGCUGAAGCAAACAUUGGUGCUGAAGACAAUUACAUCAAAAUCGAAACAACGACUAGUCAUUCUGAAGACCAUAUUAACUCCAUGAUCAUUGGAACUCUCAAUAGUAAUGGUUUGGUUGUAAAGAGUGAUGCUUCGGUGAAGCUAGCUGAACAUACAGCUACUCACAAAACCAGUAUGACCCUGGACAAAAAUGGCCUGGCCACCAGUGGCAGCACCUCAGUGAAUAGCCUGUUUACUCUUCAGAAUUCCUUCAAUGGUAUCCUUCAUCCUUCCAAAUUUUCUCUAUCAACUGAAACAAAAGGAAAACUUAACAGCAUGGCUAUUGACAAUACCAACUCCAUAACUGGCACAAUGUUUUCCAUAGAUUUAACUUCUAAGUCUCAAGUUAACAUUGCCCAGGAUACAUCGUACAUAUAUGACGUGUCAGUUCAGGCAGAACCUUACACUGCAACGGCUGGCAUGACAAGUCAUUUGAAGCUUAACUCUGACACAGAGCUGAAAAACACCUGCGAAAUCAAGCUUGCAGAUCUGACUGGAAAUGCUAAGUGCAGUACAACUGGAAAACUCAUUGGAGCUCACAUGACUCAUGAGACUGAAAUGGAGAUCGUUGGACUUAGUGUAAGAAUCAACAACAAUGCAGGUUUCAAUUCCCAACUUGUUCGCUUCUCCACUAUCCUUCAGGCCACUGCUGCUCCAUUCACCUUUAAUUUGAACGCCCUUGCCAAUGGUGAUGGGGAGUUGUAUCUGUAUGGAAAACAUAGUGCCCAGGUGUACACUAAAGUCCUUCUGAAGGCAGAGCCACUCGCUUUUGCCCAUUCCCAUGAAUGUAGGUUCUCAACUACACAUGAGUUGAACAAUAAUGUCAUUUUUGAGGCCAACUUUGAUAAGAAGGUUGACACCCAACUGUCACUUUCUGAGCAAUCAGCAUCAGUAACAGUAAAGUCUAAAAUAAACAACAAUCUGUUCAACCAAGAACUCAGAGCUUAUAACAACCAUGAGAGGAUUGGACUGGAAGUGUCUGGAGGAGUCACAUAUAGAGAAAGCCAAGAUUUCUCGAUCUCUGCUUUAAUACAGUAUGAUAAGAACAGCGAUAAUCAUGUUAUCAACCUACCACUUCUGGAAAGUCUGCCUGCAGUCCUGGAGAACCUCAAAAUCGCAUCUGUGACUCUUGUUGAAGCAUUGCAGGAUUAUAUCAAAAGAGAGGAAUUUGUUGACAAGAUUCAGACCCUUCUACAGCACUUUACGGAUGCUGUAACUAAGCUUAAACUUGAAGAAAAAGUUAACCGGCUUAAAAAGAGCCUGAUUACAUUUGCUCAGGACUGUCCAAUCACUACAAAGGAGCUGGAGGCUGCUGUGAAUAAACUGAGGACUGUCACACUGAAGGUUAUGUCCGAGUUAAGCACUCGUGUCAAUGAAGUCCAGGAAUUGAUUUUGAGCGGCACCCUGUCCGACACAAUUAUGCAGAAGGCAACAUUGCUCACUGAAGAAUAUGACCUCAGGAGUAUGCUCAUUGCUGUCAUUGAAGCCAUUGAAAAUGUGAUUAAUCUGCUUGCCAAAUUUCCCAAAGAAGAUAUCAGCAAGAUUGCUGAUACACUAAAGCGGCUGAUCACCGAACUGGACAUCAUUGGAAGGUGUAAAGCUAUCUACAGCAGCUUUAGAGAAGUUGUCAUAAAAUAUGAGCUUGAUAAGAGGACUGAAGAAAUUUUGGAUAAGCUUCUGGAACUCAUCAAACAGUUCAAAAUUGAUGAAACAAUCCAAGCCUUUGGUAAAACUCUGAAAUCUAUUCAGAUUCCUUUCCCACACAUCUUUGAUGAUGCCCUCACCUACCUGAAGGCAACUGACAUAAAGAAGAUUAUUGAUGAUUUGAACAAAUUACUUGAGUCUUUUCUUAAAUCAGUGAAGUCAUUUGAAUACAACACAUUUGUAGAUGAGGCUAAUCAAAAACUUCGUGCGUUUACAGCGGAACUUAACAACCUCAUUGCGUCACUCAAGCUUCCCCAGAAACUUGAGGCGACUAGAGAAUUCAUUAACUACGCCCUGUCAUCUAUAUCUGCUUUCUUGGAACAGCUAAGAUCAGCCAAAGUCUCAGACGUCAUACAAACAGUGAAAAAUCUCAUUGACACUCUUGUCCUUAAUGACAUUAAGAUAAUUGCUGAGAAGUUCAAGCAGGGCAUUACUGAUAUGGACAUCAGAGGAGAAUUGCUACGAGUUUUUCAGCAAGUGAGUGAUAUCUAUAGCAAGGUUUUGUCUGUACUCACGAAUGCAUUUAAUGACUAUGCUGAAGCGGUUACAAAACUCCUUGGUGAUCAACAAAUUGUCACUGAGCUGAAGCAAAUCACUGACAACGUUGUCAAAGCCCUGAAGACAUCUGAAAUUGAGAUACCCUCCAUCACUGUCCCACUGACUGACCUGGUUCUUCCAUCCAGGAAAUUUAGUUUACAGCAACUUCAGGAGGCUGAGUUCCCUGUAGAGUUUAACGUUCCACAAUUCACCAUUUUGGGAUCCUACACUGUCCCAGCAAUCACCAUCACUUAUGAUGAUAUCAAGCGAAUACUCAUAGAGCUUGCUGACUUCUUUAUCAACUUUAAAUCUGAGAUAUUUGAGAAUAAUUUUUACUUUGAAAAACUCACAGUGAACCUGCCUGACCUCUCUACCAUCACAUUGCCAGUGGUUACUUUACCAUAUAUUUCCUUGCCUGACAUCCCAAAAUUAAGUGAUAAGCUCAUUCCUGACAUCCCUCUUCAAAUUCCUGAGAUCAAGCUGCCAAAAAUCCCCAACGCCCUAAUUUUGCCUGCAUUUGGAAAGCUCCAUGGGAAGAUCAGGGUCAACAGUCCCAUUUAUGCCCUGACCACCUUUGCUGAAGUUCGAAAUACCACUGACAGUGAACAAAGGCAUCACUUUAUAGCACUUAUUAAUUCUGUAGGGGAGUCUCCAAGCUUUAAAAUUCUAAACUAUAAUCUAGAUGCCACUGUGCGCAUUGGUCUACCAAAAAUGAGACGUGUGAUUAUUGCAGAUACUCUAAAGUUUAUACACAGUGCCCUUACUGUUGAACACGAGGCCUCAGUAACAUUAUAUGGCCUCUCUGUCCAAGCCACUGCACAAACAACUGUAAAGGUGACUACCACACCCUACACAGCAGACAUCAUUAACAAUGCAUUCUUUGCAGUGGAAGGUGGAAUGUCAGCAACUUUGGGUACAACCUACAAGCACCGAGUGAACAUUCCUGUCCUAUCACUGACCAGUGAGGCUGCUCUGACCCAGUCAGUACUUGUUUUGCAGAAGGAUGCCACCAUUCGACUGAAAGUGGGAAAUGUAGGCACAGGCACAUUCGCACUUUCUGAAUACUCUGAUGAGGGCACCCACAAGAGUGACCUGGUCUGCACUAUUACACCAACAAGUGUUACAUUGACCUUUACUGGUGACACAGGCAGUGCCACCCUAAAACUAAAAAAAACAUUGAAUGUUGAGGCAGUUGCCCUUAGUCAUAUUGACUUCAAUGGCAGAACUGAGACUCAGUCUCCAUUCAUCAAAAAGAGUGUAAUGGCAGCAUCUGGAAAGGCUCACCUUGGUAGAAUGAAGGUCGAAGUGGAAGCAACACAUGACACAGAGCUUAUGGGAGCUGUAAGUGGUACUCUAUCCAAUGCUGUUAACAUCAAGAUUCGUCCUAUUGAAGUCACUAUUGCUAUCGGGAACAAGGGCAAUGCCAAAGUUAGUCUCCAGGAGUCCCUUUCCACAAAAAUUGAUCUUCAGAAUGACUAUGCUUUAAUUCUCAACUCCAAGAAGCAGCACAUCAACACUGCAGCACUUGUGCGCAUCGGCCAGCACAAAUACAGCUAUAACUUUACAAUUGAAAACAACAAUGCUGAGGCAGGAAUUUAUGCUGCUGUAAAUGGUGAAACUGACCUGGAGUUCCUAACUGUUCCUAUUAGCACUCCAGAAAUUGUUAUACCAGUCAUUGAUUUAACAAUCCCAGCCAUCAAUGAUGUCAACUUGUAUGAAACCAGUGGUCUGAAGUACCUGCAGACAACCAAGCCGACUGUUGAUGUAAAUGCCAAAAUUGUCUACCAAAAGAAAAGGCUUUCACCAACCACUUACCUUGGUUUCAUUAAGGUUCCUGCUGUAGGCAACUUAAUCUCUGAGAUGUCUUUCAAGUCUUCGAUUUUCAACCUAAUUACCAAUGCCGGAAUAUAUGGAGAUAAUGACCUUGUCAUCCACAUUGCUGCUACUUCUACCUCGGUGUUUGAAGAACUGAAAGCCAAACUUGAGGGUACAAGCAGCCUUACAUUAAAGAGAGGACUGAAAUUUGCUAGUGCGUUAUCUCUGAAGAAUGCUUACAUUGAAGGAACCCAUAACAGCACUUUGACAGUGAACACGGAAAAUUUCGAAGCUGCAGUAUUAGUGACCACGGUUGCAAACAUGAAUCUGCCUAUCCUUAGCAUUGAUGUUAACCACAAGCUGCUUGCAAAUACCAAAAGCCAUCCAAAUACAGUAUCUACACUAACAAUCAAACACAAAUUUGACCUUCCCAUCAUCAUGGCUGUUGGGAGUGGUGCUCUUGAACACACUUUGAAGGUAGAUGGAGUUGUUCCCUACAUUUCUAUUGAGUCUACCACAAAGAGUAUGAUUGAUGGAACAUUUCUGGAAACUGGCACUGUGAAGGGAGCUUUGGAAAAUGAGGCAGCCAUGUACACGACUGGUAAAAUGCUGCGUUCCAAACUGAAGACUAUUGGCAGUAUCAAUGUUAAUCGUGGGAGUCUCAAAGUAGACUUUGAUGUCAGUGAAAACUUUGACAUGGAGUCAACACUUAGCCGUGUGUACACAGUCAUGAAUAUCAUUUCCAACAAUGAAGUCAGCAUUGCCACCUUCAGCAAAAAGGGUAAGCAUGCUGCCAGCGCCACUGUUGACUGGAAUCCAAUGAGCUCCCUUGUUGCUGAUGUAGAAUUUGACAUUUCUCAGCCGACCGCUCUUGGUGAUUUCAACGUCUAUGAGAAGACAGUUGUUGACAUGACUCUCUUCAAGCAAAAGAUUUCCUAUACCACAAAAAUAGUUUCUCCAGUGUAUACCACAAACAUUCUGCUUGAGAUGGAAGGUGAUGCGCCAAUCUUCAAAGUUGUUUUCAAGUCCUCAUCCAAAUGUCCAGUUGUACUCCUGGAAUACGAGCUUGACAGUUAUCUCAGUACUGCUGUAGAAAAUGAAGUCCUGAAUGCCAGAGCUAAGGUGUUCCUUGAACAUAGAGAUUUCAGCAUAGACUUCAACAGUAUUUUUACACCAAGUGAUCCCAGCCAUACUGUGAAUGUUGACAUCACCAGCCCAACUUUUACUGAUGUGAACCUUCGUUAUGCUGCUCAGAGAGAUGGACUGACUUCCUCAAUUUCCUCACCAUCAGCCGGCUUCCUUGGUUUUCAGCUCCAGGGCAAGAUUCCAUUCCAGCUGAGUUCACGCCUCUAUGGCCAUCAUGCAUCUACACCUGAAAAUGAUAUUGACAUCCUGAAGGUAGAUGUUGCUGCAAAUGGAGAUGAAAAAAUACACUUCCAGGCUGACUGCAACCUAGACGCACCCAAAAAGAUGAUCUUGGUCGUGAAAGACCGAUUACCUCUCAUCGCUUCUGCUGUCACCAAUUUUGCACAAAAAUCUGGUAUUCUUGGUGCCAUCAACAGACUGAAGACAGUGCUUGUCAGUGCCCUAACUGAAGCCUACACUAUAUCAUCCAAUCAUGCACCUGAUCUUAGCCAGCUUUCUGUUCUAUUCAGAAAUGUUGUUGUGCAGCACCAGAAGGCCAUUCAGCAACUUCUUAAUGCUGCUGUCACUUUCCUGAGGGAUACCCAGAUUAAGUUGCCUGGUAUGAAGGAAACUACAUUGCCAGAGAUCUGCCAGCAAAUCAAAAGCCGCAUUGCUGUAGUGUUUGAAAAAGUUAUUAAUGCAAUCACUGACAACCUGAAAGCCCACGUUUCACCCAUUAUUAAGACAAUCAGGAUCGUCCUGCCCAAUGGUGAGAUCUUAACUGGAGAUGAGAUCCUUGGUUAUAUUGAAAAUGCCCUGACCCACAGCGUGAAUAUGGUAAAGCAGCUAGAGAGUCCUGAUGUGAUUCUUGAGAAGCUGGGUCAAGCCCUCCAAGAGGUUGUUGAGAAAACACAGAAAUUCAUUGACGUGCACAGAUGCGAAUUCCUUGAUAAAGCUGCUGCAAAAAUCAACACAUUAUACAUUAAUUACGUUAGAUUAGUCAACAGCUUGAUUGAGAAAGUUAAUAGUUUGCUGAACACUGAUAGCUUGAAUGCGUUUGUUGAUAGAUGCAAGGAGUUCAUCUUAUUCAUGGUGAAGGAGUUCAAAAAUUUUCUCUCAGUAGUUUUUCCAACAGAUCCAGAGGCCGUGGUUAGUGUUCACAAUGGAAGGAUAAAAAUGGACAUUUCUUUUCCCUUCUAUCGCUAAACAGUCACUUGGACGCAAAACAAAAAUUAUGAAAUGAAACACU